UACAGUUUGAGCAAGUAUAACGGCGAUAAGAUGGUUCCAGUUGGUGCAUCACAGGUAAAACAGAUAGCAGGGAGAGCUGGAAGGAGAGGAAGCCGUUAUCCAGAUGGGCUUACAACGACGCUACACGCAGAAGAUCUAAACUAUCUAAUUGACUGUUUGCAACAACCAUUUGAUGAAGUUACAAAGGUUGGGCUUUUCCCGUUCUUUGAACAGAUUGAGCUUUUCGCUGCACAAGUUCCAGAUAUGGCCUUUUCUGCGCUCUUGGAGCAUUUUGGAAAACAUUGCAAACUCGAUGGUUCUUACUUCCUGUGCCGUCAUGAUCAUGUGAAGAAAGUAGCGAACAUGUUGGAGAAGGUACCAGGAUUGUCUCUAGAAGAACGGUUUAACUUCUGUUUUGCACCGGUUAAU
Camelina sativa (false flax) is the source of this 408-nucleotide messenger RNA. The record is from RefSeq and is a predicted model, not a curated record. NCBI's taxonomy places the organism in Eukaryota, Viridiplantae, Streptophyta, Magnoliopsida, Brassicales, Brassicaceae.